GUGCGUGUGUGUGUGUGUGUGAGAGUGACCCGAGGGCCCGUGUUCUCCUCCGCAGACGUUACACAGAAAAUGGAGCGUGUGCCUUUAAGGCGCCCGACUGCCUGUCGCUUUGUGCUGCGGAGAGACUGACGCCCUCUGGACACAGUGGACACCAGAGCGGCGGCUGAGCACCAUCCUGGAGGAGUUCAAAGGGAGAAAACAGCCAUCGUUCCCCCGAAGAGAAGAAAAGCGGCCAACCGUUAACAGCGCUUUGGUGUUCCCAGUGUGGUGCUGGUGGGCCGUCAGGAUGAGGCUGGGUCAGCCGAUGCUCCCCGCCGCCGCCGCCGCCCUCCUCCUCCUCUCCGCGCUGCCCCUGACCUCCGGCUGCAACAAAGCGCUGUGCGCCAGCGACGUCAGCAAGUGCCUCAUCCAGGAGCUGUGCCAGUGUCGUCCGUCGGAUGGGAACUGCUCCUGCUGUAAAGAGUGCAUGCUGUGUCUGGGGAACCUUUGGGAGGAGUGCUGCGACUGCGUAGGGAUGUGUAACCCCAAGAACUACAGCGACUCUCCGGCCACGUCCAAGAGCACGGUGGAGGAGCUCCACCGCCCCAUCCCCUCGCUGUUCCGCGCCCUCACGGAAGGCGACGCUCCCAUCAACAUGAUGGUGGUGUCCUUCCCCGUCGCCGAGGAGCUCUCCCAUCACGAGAACCUGGUGUCCUUCCUGGAGUCGCUCGACAACCAGCCCCAGAACGUGUCCGUGCCCGGCAACAGCAUCCACACCAGCUACGACACUCACGAAAACAUGUGCACGGUGGUCUACUUUGACGACUGCGUGUCUAUCCGCCAAUGCAAACUUUACUGUGAGUCAAUGGGAGGAUCCAAGUACCGCUGGUUUCACAACGCCUGCUGCCAGUGCAUCGGCCCCGAGUGCGUGGACUAUGGCAGCAAGGUGGUGAAGUGCAUGAACUGUCUCUUCUGAAGCGGGCACAUAUUGGUACCAAAUGUCUGGGAGCCUUCCAGAGCGUACCAGAGGACUGAGGGCAGAGGAAACUAUGACUGCUAUGUGUUAGCAUUCCUCACUUACCUUGUAAAAUACCCCCUGCACCCCUCCUCCUACCACGCAAAUUGUUUUUAUUCUGCUGUUAUAUUUUACUGUAUAUUUUUAGAUGUUUUUAUAGUGUUUUUUAAUUAGAGGUGUAUAUGAAUUAUGUAUUUUUACAAUUACGAUCUGCUAAAUCCCAGUCUCAUGCCAAAUAAAGAGUAGUUUGGUGAC
Molecule: messenger RNA, 1249 nt
Organism: Betta splendens (Siamese fighting fish)
Lineage: Eukaryota; Metazoa; Chordata; Actinopteri; Anabantiformes; Osphronemidae
Gene: twsg1a
Product: twisted gastrulation BMP signaling modulator 1a
Exons: 5
Coding region: 287-955 (222 amino acids)
Biological process (GO): regulation of BMP signaling pathway
Source: RefSeq, a predicted model, not a curated record